Messenger RNA from Glarea lozoyensis ATCC 20868, 255 nucleotides. Its product is annotated as Sm-like ribonucleoprotein. Gene Ontology annotation, cellular component: U4/U6 x U5 tri-snRNP complex; Lsm1-7-Pat1 complex; U6 snRNP. Gene Ontology annotation, molecular function: RNA binding. The transcript is spliced from 6 exons. Lineage: Eukaryota; Fungi; Ascomycota; Leotiomycetes; Helotiales; Helotiaceae. The record is from RefSeq and is a predicted model, not a curated record. Bases 1 to 255 code for a protein of 84 amino acids. Gene Ontology annotation, biological process: mRNA splicing, via spliceosome.
AUGGCAUCUCAGCUACUUCCUCUCGAGCUAAUCGACAAAUGUGUCGGAUCAAAGAUCUGGGUCGUAAUGAAGGGCGAGAAGGAAUUCAGCGGCACUCUGAUGGGUUUCGAUGACUAUGUCAACAUGGUUCUUGAAGAUGUAACAGAAUUCGACUACUCUGGAAACCACACGAAGCUCAAGAAGAUUCUCCUAAACGGAAACAAUAUUUGCAUGUUAAUACCCGGUGGUGAUGGUCCAACAGCUGUUACAUCCUGA